CUUCGGGAACGAAAGAUCGGACAGGGCGGGCGAGCGAAGACUGCGCUCAGCGAGUCGAUUUGUACAGGUUUUCGAAAGAGAACAUUACCGCCAAGAGAUGAAAGCUAGGGCAUGGUAGAGGGCGACGAAUAAAGAGCAGGGAAGAGGGGUGCUCACAUUUCGCCGGAAUUUCUUAAGCAUCGCCAUGGAUCGGAUCACGGCGGGCAACGAGCUUGCUUUUAGGAUAGGGUUCUCUGGUCACAGCGGUCACCUGAGGAUGGAGCCGCUUCCGCCUGUUGAAGGCUCACAUCCGUUAAAAUCCCUCCCCGAUUUCAUCCUUCCACCUGCAUUCCUUCCGGAAACACAAGAAACCGUAAGGAAACAUCUAGAGGAUACUUAUGUGUGCCCAACAUUGGAUUCCGAGGAGUUUUCUGCUGAGAAAGCUGGUAGAAUGUGGGAAUUUGAUUGGUUUGAUAGGGCAAAAGUUCCCCUGGAACCAUCAUUCCCUCGUUCUAUUGUUGCUCCAGCUUGGGAGCUGCCAUUUAGGCGCUCGAAGAAAGAGGAACACCCAGAACCAUGUGAUAUAAAAUCAAUUGAGAUUGAUUUAGUAGAUAUAAUGGAAGGAGCACAAGAUUCAAGUAUUUUGCCACGCAUGCCAGGACCAGCAAAGGAUUUUGUGAGAGGGAGCAUUAAUAAUAGACCAUUCCACCCGGGAGGCCUGGAUAAUCCACAAUUAGAGCGGACAUUUCCAGAAGGAGCUCAAAAUGGUGAAUGGGUUCAUGAAAUCUUCAAAGGCGGCACUGCACAGUCCGUGCCUCCAAGUUUCAGAAAGGGUUUGGACUUAGGCUAUCUGAAGGGAUUUCCUUGCCAAUGGAAGCAAGCCAAAGAGCAGAUCUCUUCGCGAGACAAUUCGAUUGAGGAAAAUCCUGAUAAACUGUCUGUUCAAUUUGAUGAUUUAUUCAAUAAAGCCUGGGAGAAAGAUGCUUAUGAACUAGGAGAAGACAAUGGUUUGAUGGAGUCAGAAGUUGAAGUAGAGGCGGAUAUGGCUACUGUUUCUAGAGAUAAUCCAGAUCUUUCUGCAUUAGAUGAAAUAUUAUCUACUGAACCUGUGAAAGGGACGACAAAAUUAAGUGGAAUAGUUGAGGAGAAGAGGCAUAAGGAAAAUGAGGUGCAGGUGUGGGCUUCUCCAGGUGGCAGUGAUGAGAUUGCUGGUCGAUUUCAUGAGCUUGUUCCUGAAAUGGCACUUGAUUUUCCUUUCGAGUUGGAUAAAUUUCAGAAGGAGGCUAUAUACUAUCUUGAAAAGGGCGAGUCUGUGUUUGUUGCAGCUCAUACAUCAGCUGGAAAGACGAUUGUUGCAGAAUAUGCUUUUGCAUUAGCAUCAAAGCAUUGUACUCGUGCUGUUUACACUGCUCCUAUAAAAACCAUCAGCAACCAGAAAUAUAGAGAUUUUUCCAGCAAAUUUGAUGUAGGCCUUCUAACAGGGGAUGUUAGUUUGAGACCGGAGGCAUCAUGCCUUAUCAUGACUACUGAGAUCUUGAGGUCAAUGCUUUAUAAAGGUGCUGACAUUAUUCGUGAUAUCGAAUGGGUUAUAUUUGAUGAAGUGCAUUAUGUGAAUGAUGCUGAAAGAGGUGUAGUGUGGGAGGAGGUGAUCAUCAUGCUACCAAGACAUGUUAACAUUGUUCUGCUUUCAGCCACUGUCCCAAACACAACUGAAUUUGCUGACUGGAUUGGUCGCACAAAGCAAAAAAAAAUUCGUGUUCUCGGGACUUCAAAAAGACCUGUUCCCCUCGAGCACUGCUUAUUCUAUUCUGGAGAAUUAUAUAGAGUAGGUGACAAUGAGGUUUUUCUACCCCAAGGAUUGAGAGCAGCUAAGGAAGUGCAUAAGAAAAAGAAUUCUGGUAUGUUGGCAAGCAAUUCUGGGGCUCUAUUGGGAGGUGGUCAUGGUGCAAAUCAGCCUCGACAACGAGAAAAUUUCAGUCGAGGAAAAGGACAGAUGCACUCAGGAUCUCAAUCUACUAGCAACUUUCCUGGUACUAGUGGAGCAAAUUCAAGUAAUUGGGGACAAAGGAAAUCAGAAUCUUCUUUGUGGUUCUUGCUGCUACACAAGCUAUUGAAAAAGUCUCUUUUGCCUGUGGUUAUCUUCUGCUUCUCUAAGAAUCGUUGUGACAAAUCAGCAGACAACUUGAAAAGUGCAGACCUUACUAGUAGUUCUGAGAAAAGUGAGAUACGCAUCUUCUGUGACAAGGCUUUUUCACGAUUGAAAGGUUCUGACAGAAACCUUCCUCAGAUUGUUCGAGUUCAAAGCCUACUAAGGAGGGGUAUUGGGGUGCACCAUGCUGGUCUUCUUCCAAUUGUCAAAGAAGUAGUUGAGAUGCUCUUCUGUCGUGGUGUCAUCAAGGUUAAGUCUACAUUUGACAGCUGUCUUGUAAUCUACUUUUAUUAUACUUGUGGACUUUUGAAUUUCAGUAUAAUUUUCAUGAUUAUCUUUAGUAUGGCGGUCUUUUCUGAGUAUAAUUUUGCCUUAGUUUUGAAGUUCUCAUUGAGCUAUCUUAUAGCCUAGUUCUGUCAUGUUUGC
This is a messenger RNA of Dendrobium catenatum, 2554 nucleotides long. RefSeq names its product DExH-box ATP-dependent RNA helicase DExH11-like. Gene Ontology annotation, molecular function: ATP binding; nucleic acid binding; RNA helicase activity. The record is from RefSeq and is a predicted model, not a curated record. NCBI's taxonomy places the organism in Eukaryota, Viridiplantae, Streptophyta, Magnoliopsida, Asparagales, Orchidaceae. The transcript has 14 exons. Gene Ontology annotation, cellular component: Ski complex. The coding region runs from base 185 to 2539 and encodes 784 amino acids. Gene Ontology annotation, biological process: nuclear-transcribed mRNA catabolic process, 3'-5' exonucleolytic nonsense-mediated decay.